Poeciliopsis prolifica (blackstripe livebearer) is the source of this 3639-nucleotide messenger RNA. RefSeq names its product cleavage and polyadenylation specificity factor subunit 3. Bases 243 to 2315 code for a protein of 690 amino acids. The record is from RefSeq and is a predicted model, not a curated record. Gene Ontology annotation, biological process: mRNA 3'-end processing by stem-loop binding and cleavage. Gene Ontology annotation, molecular function: RNA endonuclease activity; RNA binding; 5'-3' exonuclease activity. NCBI's taxonomy places the organism in Eukaryota, Metazoa, Chordata, Actinopteri, Cyprinodontiformes, Poeciliidae. The transcript has 18 exons. Gene Ontology annotation, cellular component: mRNA cleavage and polyadenylation specificity factor complex.
GGAAAACAUUUAAUCAGAACAGCAAACAUUAAAACGACUGAAUUGAAAUUAUUUUUGCACUAAGGACAUUUUUCUAACAAGCCUGACUUCAUGUUUUAAUUUUAAACAUUUUACGGAACUGUUUUCCAGAAAGCGUUGUUUCCAGACGGACCCUGAGCCGCUGUUCAUUUAUUAUUACCCCAGUAUAAGGAUUUUAUUAGUAUUUUGUGUAAUUUCACGCAUUUAAGCCGCAUAUUGAAGUAAUGGCGUCGAAGCGGAAAGCAGAGCUGCUGGUUCCUGCUGAGGAAAGCGACCAGCUGCUCAUCCGGCCUCUAGGCGCAGGCCAGGAAGUUGGCAGAUCUUGUAUCAUCCUGGAGUUCAAAGGCAGGAAAAUUAUGCUGGACUGCGGCAUCCAUCCGGGGUUAGAGGGGAUGGAUGCUCUGCCCUACAUCGACCUGAUUGACCCUGCAGAGAUCGACCUCCUCCUCAUCAGCCAUUUUCACUUGGAUCACUGCGGCGCUCUGCCCUGGUUCCUGCAGAAAACCAGCUUUAAGGGCCGGACAUUCAUGACGCACGCCACCAAGGCCAUCUACCGCUGGCUGCUGUCAGACUACGUCAAAGUCAGUAACAUCUCUGCAGAUGACAUGCUGUACACUGAGACUGACCUGGAGGACAGCAUGGAUAAAAUCGAGACCAUCAACUUCCAUGAGGUGAAGGAAGUGGCCGGGAUCAAGUUCUGGUGCUACCAUGCUGGCCAUGUGCUGGGAGCGGCCAUGUUCAUGAUCGAAAUAGCUGGAGUUAAACUGCUGUACACAGGAGACUUCUCCAGACAGGAAGACAGACAUCUGAUGGCGGCGGAGAUCCCCAGCGUCAAACCUGACAUCUUAAUUAUAGAGUCGACCUACGGGACUCACAUCCAUGAGAAGAGGGAGGAGCGCGAGGCUCGAUUCUGCAACACGGUGCACGACAUCGUCAACCGGGAGGGCCGCUGCCUGAUUCCCGUGUUCGCCCUGGGACGGGCCCAGGAGCUGCUGCUCAUCCUGGAUGAAUACUGGCAGAAUCACCCAGAACUCCACGACAUUCCCAUCUAUUACGCCUCAUCUCUGGCCAAGAAGUGCAUGGCUGUCUACCAGACCUACGUCAACGCAAUGAACGACAAAAUCCGCAAAGCAAUCAACAUCAACAACCCCUUUGUGUUCAAACACAUCAGCAAUCUGAAGAGCAUGGACCACUUUGAUGACAUCGGCCCCAGCGUGGUGAUGGCGUCGCCGGGUAUGAUGCAGAGCGGCCUCUCCAGGGAGCUGUUCGAGAGCUGGUGCACCGAUAAGAGGAACGGCGUCAUCAUCGCUGGAUACUGUGUGGAGGGAACGCUAGCGAAGCACAUCAUGUCUGAGCCGGAGGAGAUCACCACCAUGUCCGGACAGAAGCUGCCGCUCAAGAUGUCAGUGGACUACAUCUCCUUCUCCGCCCACACCGACUACCAGCAGACCAGCGAGUUCAUCCGGGCCCUCAAGCCGCCUCACGUGAUCCUGGUUCACGGGGAGCAGAACGAGAUGGCCCGCCUGAAGGCGGCGCUGAUCCGGGAGUACGAGGAUAACGACCAGGUCCACAUCGAAGUGCACAACCCUCGCAACACAGAGGCCGUCACUCUCAACUUCAGGGGAGAGAAGCUGGCCAAGGUGAUGGGUUCGCUGGCUGAUAAGAAAUGUGCUCAGGGUCAGAGGGUGUCUGGCAUACUCGUGAAGAAGAACUUCAAUUACCACAUCCUGAAUCCAUCCGACCUCUCAACGUACACAGAGCUGGCCAUGAGCACGGUGAAGCAGAACCAGGCCAUCCCGUUCACCGGGCCGUACUCGCUGCUCGUCUGCCACCUGAGGAACCUGACAGGGGACGUGGAGGAGCUGGACGGCACCGAGAAGAAAACGCUGAAGAUCUUUAAAAGCAUCACUCUGGUCCACGAGGUCGGGAUGGUGGUGCUGGAGUGGGUCGCCAAUCCGCUGAACGACAUGUAUGCUGACGCCGUCACCACCGUGGUGCUGGAGGUCCAGUCCAACCCAAAGGCUCAGAAAGUCAUGGAGACGCAGAGCACCACGAUGGACAUGGACGUCUUCCAAACCCGGUUAGAGGUCAUGCUGCAGGACAUGUUUGGAGAGGACUGUGUGGACUUCAGCGAUGGGAAAGUCAUUUCUGUGACGGUGGACGGACAGACGGUCCACAUCAGCUUGGAGACGCGGGCGGUUUACUGCGAGGACGACGUCUCAGAGGACGACUCCCUCAGAGAGAUGGUGGAGUUGGCCGUGCAGCGGCUCUACGACGCCCUGAACCCGGCGCUCUGAGGACCCGGCCCUCUGAGGGACCCGGCCCUCUGAGGACCCGGCCCUCUGAGGGACCCGGCCCUCUGAGGAACCCGGCCUCUGAGGGACCCGGCCCUCUGAGGACCCGGCCUCCUGAUGGGCUGACAGGUCUCCUACCAGAAACUGGAUCUUUCAACAGAGCGACUGUAGAGCAGAAGAAUCAGUUUGAUUUGACAUGUUUUAGUUGAUGUACAAGCACUUUAAGUUAACUGUAUGUGUGUAGAUUUGCUGUAGUUUUUAUUCCAUCCCUACAAAUAUGCACUGAUUUAGUCUAUUGUGUGAACAUAUAACGGCACUAAUGGUGGUUCGUUGCAUGUUGAAACAUUUUUAUUUACAAGUGGAUUAAAAAGUGAAGCUUUAGCCAGAUUCCUGUAGUACAAGGUGCUUUUUAUAAAGUUACAGUCAAAAUGAACAGCAAUAAUUUGGGAUACUUAGCCCCAAAUUAUUUAAAAAGUGGGUGUUAAUUUUUAAGAUUUUUACUGUCAGCAAAUGUCACCAUUUUAAACUAUUUAAGUUGGAACCUAAAUAUUUCGUCAACAAGCUAAAAAAUGAGCUUCAAACUAAAGAUAUGAAAUAAUCCGAUGGACAAAAAAUCAAUUUCUGUCCUUGUACUGAGAAAUUUAAGGAUUUUUAAGUUUUGUAUUUGCAAUUUAAAUAUCCAGAAUUACAAAACUCUUACAGGAUGAAAGGCACAAAAUCGUUUGUACAGAAUCCACCGUCAUGGAGCUGCAGGCGUCGCUGCUGCUGCUGUAUGGAGGGUAUUGGCAAAGUCAAAGGCUCCAGAGCUGAGUGUGGAUUAUUUUUUAAUCUCUGGAACAAUAUAAGCUUCAACAUUUACAGGAAACAUAAAAGGCACUUCCCUUAGAAUGACAACCUGACCUGAUCCUAGGUCACUGGAGUUGUUUAAAAGUGCUGACAAUGCUUUAUCCGUUUCAUAAAUACUUAAUAAAAUUCAUAGGCCUGAGGAAUACAUGACUUUAUGAAAUAAAAUAUCCAGUGGCUGUGAAUCAAAUUCUAAACUUCAUGAGCAAAGAGAGAAAUGAGGAAUCCCAACCACCAAACUUCCCAAAGUUAAAUAGAUUUAAAUAUCCUUUAGGUGAAAAACACAACGUUCCUGAAUCCAGCAUUUUCUCCACCAAUGUGCAAAUUAAUAUCAGGUCAUCUUACAAUGAGAAACGUUUUAUACACUAAAGAAAUGUGGAGAUAAAUUCAUAUGUUCUUACAUUAUCAUUGUCUUAAAAUUCCAUCAACUGCCCAAUACCUUUGUUGUUUUGUAUUUGUGAAAGAUAAACUUGGUGCAAAAUUG